This is a messenger RNA of Hymenoscyphus albidus, 1961 nucleotides long. Lineage: Eukaryota; Fungi; Ascomycota; Leotiomycetes; Helotiales; Helotiaceae. The record is from the annotation of a GenBank genome assembly.
AUGUUGUAUGCCCAUCCAGUGUUUAUCGCCAGUCCCAUAAUUAGUGGAUCUAUGACUCUAACCUCACAAGUCCAGUUAACAUUCCUUUCUAAAUCGACCGCGACUGAGUCGACGAACCUAACGGAUGAUCAUAUAUCUGCUAGCUACACACAGAAUUCAAUUACAACCCAGGACUAUGAAUCACCCUCUUUCGCCUUCUUGGGAACCUGGAGCGAUACGACAAUAUCAUCGGCAGCGACCUUCAAAUGGAUCAAUAUUACAACAGGUAGGGUUCCUGACGUACCAGCCGAAACAUCAGGAGCUAUACUACAUGGGGAGCUUCUUAUUUCUUUGAAACCCAAUCGAAAGUGGCUGACAGAUGAUAAGUUGAAAUCUCAAUAUGUUGAAGAAGUUAAGAAAACAAGGGAGGAGACUGUCGCUUUGAUCGACAAACUAAAUAUCAAGCACCCACACAUUUCGGAUUGUUCGAGAACGAAAAGAAAAAGAAGUCAGAUAACGGAACGGCAGCUUCGAGCUUUGAUUGUUGACCGGGGUAUUCUCUCAACCAUCACAAAUGCAGUCAAAGCAGCUAUUGCUGAUAUAGGAAAGAUUCUUAGUUGCGCGGGUGAUGUGAUCAAGAAUGUUCUCGAUGUCGUUGAAAAUAUAACGCCUGACUUAAACGUAAUUGAAAACUUAACAGAUACUCUAGCAGAAAUUGGGGAGUCAUUAGAAGAGAAGAAUGACACGAAAUCUACUACAACUGAAGGAAGCCCUAGCAGUACUUCGACAGAUUCGUCAACAUCCUCUACUUCUUCUGGUACCUCUUCGCAGACCUUCAUAGAUUUCCAGGUUCUCGCUAAGACUUACCGUAACCUCAACUACAGCAGUCCAUCGUCGAGCGGAAGUCACAAGUCAUUCCUGCAGCACUACAUGCUCUAUUUAUACUGAUGGCUGUAUCCCAACGGCCACAACUUCUACUACGGCACUCGAAAGCACAAACAAACCGGAUUUUCGAUGUUCUCCUGACAAUCCAAAGUGUGCCCCGAAUGUAUUGGAUGCGCUGCCCGGUCGAAGGACAUCAUGUGGCGACUACCUGAAGGACGAUGCGGACCAUUAUGUGAGUGAUCUAUCUAUCGUACAUUAUUUCCUGUUUUGAAUUUACGAUAUGUUUUGAUUUCAAUAUGUGGAGUCAUGCUAAAACGAAACUAACAAUAUGGGGUAAUUUCUAGUAAAAACAACGUAAGUCGUCAAAUAUCCAGUCAACUAGGAAUACAAAAAAUACAUUAUUGCACCCGUCAGGUUAUAGAGAACACGAUAUCUUUGACAUCACGAAGCGCUGGCUUUUAGGGCCUCAAGACUUUAAAAACGACGUCUGGGUAUUUAUGGAAAACAAGCUAACGUCAGCCACGUUUGUCGCUCAUGGCCAACAGUCAAGCGGACCGUUCUCUAUAAAUUCUUCCGUCGUAUUAGAAAGGGAACUUGGUAAUGAACGGGUAAAUUUGGGUAUUACAAAUCUGUAUGGUUGUACUGUUGUGCUUGUGACUUCACAAAAGGGAGUUUGGCUUUCCCAAUUCUGGCAAUAUCCCUCAUUCGUUGGUGAUGAGGCUCACUAUCGUUUUGAAUACGAAGUUUUGAAUACUUUGGACGCUGGGUGCGCUUUCGAUCAAGCAAAGAAGGGUUAUGGCUCUGGAAUCAGGUGUCAAACAGGUCCUGGGGGAUUGUUUGCUGACCCAAUCGAUCCUGAGGUUGUUGUCAUCACUCCUAGGUUGAGAAUAUUGAGUGCCCCGGAGGGCGAUACCGAGUAUCCUGUGGAAAUCGAGCAGAUAAAGUCCAAGACACGCGAAAUAAUUCUAAAUAUACCGGAACCUAAAGUUGUCGGUACAGCAAGAACAAUCAAAUCUACUGUACUAAAACAUAUUCAUUCGCAAUCAUUGGGGGAGCAAAAUUACGAUAGCAUCGGAUAUCACCAAACUGCCGUAUAA